Saccharomycodes ludwigii is the source of this 2034-nucleotide messenger RNA. RefSeq names its product SCF ubiquitin ligase complex subunit UFO1 (gene UFO1). Gene Ontology annotation, molecular function: protein binding. Gene Ontology annotation, cellular component: SCF ubiquitin ligase complex. Lineage: Eukaryota; Fungi; Ascomycota; Saccharomycetes; Saccharomycodales; Saccharomycodaceae. Gene Ontology annotation, biological process: SCF-dependent proteasomal ubiquitin-dependent protein catabolic process. The transcript has a single exon. The coding region runs from base 1 to 2034 and encodes 677 amino acids. The record is from RefSeq and is a predicted model, not a curated record.
AUGACCAAUAUGGCCGCCAAAAAGUUGGAAGAUUUACCUAUUGAAUUACUACUCUCGAUAUUCAGUCAUUUGGAUCACAUAAUCUUACAGGAUUUACAACAAACGUGCAAAGUUUUUCAGAGAAUCAUACAGCACGAUGAUGAAAUAUGGAAACAAAUGUUUAUUUCAAGGAUAAAUUCAUACCAAUUUCCUAAUGUUAGUGGUAAAAAAACUUAUAAAGAAGAAUAUUUCACAAGACUCCGGUUAUUGGAUGAUUGGAAACACAAUAGAGGUAUUAAAACCAAAUACACAAUAAACACCCUAUUGCCACAAGUGCAACAUAAUGCGCAUCAGCUGGAACAUAUUGUUUUCGAUUAUCCCAAAUGUGCCUGUUAUAACGAAGGUGUUAUUACUUUAAUACAACUAAACAAUAUGAACCGUAGGAAGAAAAACAGGUUGACUUAUAUUCCAUGUACUACCCCCCAAGGUUGUUCCACUAUAAAUUUUAAUAUCAAUGCAGCUGUUUUCGGGAGAUAUGAUGGAAGGAUAUUUGGUAAAUUAUUAACUAAUAAAUCAUAUUUAUCCCCGGUGGUUGAAUUUGACGCUUCCCAUAGCAGCUGCGUUACUGCUAUUUGUACUUCGUCGUAUCAAGCUGCCGAUGAAUCUAAUAUAGAUGUUUGGAGUUGUAGCGGUUGUGCAAAUGGUGAGAUUAUUUGGUGGCUUAAUAGUAAUAUGCGUCAGUCUUUGAAGAUAUCAACGUCACCAGUUAGAUAUCUAUAUAUGUACAACAAAAAUAAAACUAUUGCAGUUGAUGAUUCAUAUAUUUAUGUUAUCAAUGAAAUGACCCAAGUGCAUAUACUUAAAUCGCCCAUGCAAGCAGUUAAUAUACAGUUUAUCAAGUGGGACCAAGGUGGUGAAUUAUUAAUUAUAGCUGAUGUUCACGAUUUUUACCUUAUAUCACUAAAUUUGAAAGAUGCCUUUGGAUCAACUAGAAUCUUUAAAGUAGAUAAUGGAAGCAUUAUUCAAGACGUAUUUAUUGACGAGACCACAAGUAUGAGGAAAGCACAUCAAGAUAUCAAUUUGGCUGGUGAGGAUGGAUGUUAUGCAGGUAUAUUAACGGAUACUAAUAUAGUCUACCUUAUUAAUAUCAGGUCAUUGGAUACUGACAAUGGCGAAACUAGUAAAGGUGGGUAUUUAUCAAUUAAGCCUCAUUUAAAAUUAAGUUUUCAAGAGAAAAUAUACACUUGUCAAGUAAAUAAUUUGGUUUUAUUAAUAGCAUUUUGUGGAAGUAUUUCUGUCUAUGAUGCUAAUAGUGGAGAAGAGAUAAGAAGCAUUCAUAAAAUGGAAAAAUAUCCUCAGUUUUUAAAAUUGUCGCAUGGUCGAAUAUUAGUUGGUAGUGAAAAUGUUUUACACUAUUUGCAAUAUGUAGAUAAUGGGAAGCUGAAUAAAAAUCACAAAAAACCAUUUAACAGUACGAGAAGUUCUAAAUGGAAUGAGAUGAUUAGUGGUCAGCUGGAGAUUUACAAUGAUGAAGUAAGAGAGGAAGAUAAAGAUGCUAAAGUUUUGGAUAAGCUUUAUAAAAAAUUCAAUGGUAGUGUCAAUGAUAAUGAGGAUAUCCAAUUACAAAUAGCCAUGCUUGAAUCUAAAACCACUACACUCGGUGAAGAAGAGAAAAGAAGGAAGGAAGAAGAAGAAGAAGAGAUGCUAAGACUAGCUAUCGAAGCAUCUAUGUUGGACAAUACUAAUGGUGAUUUUAGUGAUAUGUGUUUAGAACCGUUGCUUGUGGAACAAACAUUGGAUUCUAGUAAUAAUAAUAAUAAUAAUAAUAAUAAUAAUAACAGAUCUGCCCGUGAAAGAAGAAGAAGACCUUUGGGUGAGUUAGAGCAUGUGAUUACGCGUAGAGAAGAUACUGAUGAGUUAGAUGAAGAAACACGUCUGCAGUUGCAAACAAUGGAAAGGAAUACACAGGCUAAUCCCAAUAUUAAUACCGAAAUAGACAAUGAUUUGGAAUUAGCAUUAGCAUUAUCAUUAUCAUUGAGCGAAAUAGAGAAUUGA